Molecule: messenger RNA, 936 nt
Organism: Pisolithus orientalis
Lineage: Eukaryota; Fungi; Basidiomycota; Agaricomycetes; Boletales; Pisolithaceae
Exons: 6
Coding region: 1-936 (311 amino acids)
Source: RefSeq, a predicted model, not a curated record
AUGCAAGCUUACUCCAGCAACAAUGCACACCCCAUAUUCAGCAUGAGGGACCAGGUGACCAUGGCACUCUUGGAAGCUCUGGGGCACAUCUGGGUCCUGAUCAAGAUGGUGCCACAGCCAGAAGAGAGUUUGGAUAUGAUCUACAUGUGGGUGGAGGACUGGGACAAGACUUGGGCUGGCAUUCACUCAUGGUGGAAAUACAUUGAUGACAACAGGAUUACUGUACUGAAGGUUCAUGAUGAGUGCAUGCACAACUACACUGAGGAAUCUGUGAUGUGCCAAAACAUUCUAGUCCUGGGUGCCAUUGCCAUUGCUGACCUCUGGCACCCAGUGGAACAGAGACAGAUCCACAUAGAUGACAUCUUCAAAGACUACCAGGAGAGGAUAGAGUUGAGGGUGCAGCUCAAGGUGGAGAGGUUGACAAGGGAACCUUCAAUGUGCAAGGGGAAGGGUAAGGAAAAGGUACAUCCUACCCUCCAGGAAACUCUGAGUGUGACAGUUAACAUUCAGAAAAUUCUGCAGGCCACAGACAAAGUUGAUGAGCUGGAGAACAAUGAAGGUGAAUGCCCACCUAACCCUGACCCAUUGAAAACUGGUGCUCUGGCACCCAAAGCCAACCUUCCAUGCAGGGAGCAGGCCAAGUGGAAGUGCAGCUGGUUGCUCAGAGUGGGUAGGAAGUGCAAGAAUGCUGGUAGUAGAGAGAUGGCUGCUGGGCCAUCGCAUAAAUGGACCAAGCAAAACUCUGAACCAACUCCUGAGCACCCAAUACCUCAUGCUAGUCCCCUUCAACCUCAAACAUGCCUCCUCCUCCUGCACCUCAACCUCCUCUCUUCCUUUCAUCAGCAACUCCUGCACCUCAACCUCGCCCUGAGCCAACACCACCACAUAUGGACAAACUGGGAGACCUCAGUGACAGUGGACUCUUUAGCAGACUGA